CGUUUGGUUCAAGGAGGGGGACACGGCGAACACGAUUAGGAGGGAGCGUAAUCGGCUACACUGAGACAAGAUACGAUGUACUUGACUACAGGACCAGCGGGAGGGGGAGGACACGGCAUCGCGAGCGGACAACAAGUUGGCGGGGGACAGGCGUAUGCGAACACAAACGGAUAUGCGGGUGGAGGAGGUCGGAUGGGAGGAGGGAACAAUGCAUAUUAUAACUGUGGAAAAAUCGACCACAUGGCACGUGACUGUUGGUCGAUACAAGGGAGGAAUCCGGGGGGACCACAGGGAGACCCGGAACUAGAAGAGAUUGAGGAGAAGUUUCAGAUAGCUCGGAAAGAGAGAAUGGAACAGGAGGAGAAAAAGAAGAGGGAGGAAGAKAAGAGAAUUAGAGAAGAAGAGGAAACGAAGAGAAACAUGGACUUUGCCAGGAAAGCGGAGGAGUUCAAGCUACAACUCCGGGCGGAACUACUGGAAGAAUGGAGAAAGAACCACGGGGAAGCGGAGAAGGCUACCRAGAAGAGUGGGAAAACGGUGAAGAAGGCGAAGAAAAAGAAGAAGAAGUAUGCAACGGAACACGGCGGACUGAAGAGACGGAGGGCUCGAAGGAGCAAGAGGCGGAUAGACUCAAGUGAAGAAUCAAACACAUCGAGCUCUACUGAAGACAGCAUGUCCGAGGAAGCAUCAACAUAUUCCGGAUCUGAUGGGAAGCACGCUCGCAGUAAGGUACACGGUAGACGAAGUACGGGCUACGCCAAGAGCAAGACGAAAGUUAAGAAUACCAAAGGGAAGGGAAGGGUAAAUGAGGUAUACACACCAGUAGGAGUGUACGAGAAAGGGGAGAGUUCGAAGGCGAGAAAAGAAGCACAGGUGGAAGGAGAUGAGACUUUGCUGACGAGAUCCGUGGAGGGGGACGAGCCGAAGACUCCAUUGACCGGAGAAUACAAAGAACUUGCGGCAGGAUGUUCCCAGAAGGGGCUGAUUGAAUACUGCAUAUCAGCACAGAAGAUGUUUUCGGCAAAGAAGGCGGAUACAUUGACGAAAAUUUGUGAACAGAGAGGGAUCAAAUAUACGAAGAAACCAGAGAUCGUCGAGAUUCUCACAAGACACCAGGUACAACUAGCUUACGAUGACUUUGAAGAGACACAAGGCAACACCAAGGACACAACGAAGAACAAGGUUUCAGGAUCUCCAAGGAAGGAGUUUGUGAAAGAUAGGACUACGAUGGAAAAAACGACCAAGAGACAAGAGUUGACCAUCAUCCGCUCGGCGCCAGUGCAGCCAACGGAGGACUUAGAUUGAAUCGUAAGAGAACCGACUAAGGCAGAACUGUGGGACGUACUGAGUAGAUGGCUAGAACAG
This is a messenger RNA of Chara braunii, 1365 nucleotides long. Lineage: Eukaryota; Viridiplantae; Streptophyta; Charophyceae; Charales; Characeae. The record is from the annotation of a GenBank genome assembly.